Molecule: messenger RNA, 3900 nt
Organism: Labrus mixtus (cuckoo wrasse)
Lineage: Eukaryota; Metazoa; Chordata; Actinopteri; Labriformes; Labridae
Product: inverted formin-2-like
Exons: 21
Biological process (GO): actin cytoskeleton organization
Molecular function (GO): small GTPase binding; actin binding
Source: RefSeq, a predicted model, not a curated record
CUUCAGGUCCCCUCGGUGGUGAACUACUCCGGUUUGCGGCGGCGGUUGGAGGACAGCGAUCGCUCCUGGAUGGAACAGUUCCUGGAGCUGCAGGGUCUAGACCUGCUGAUGGAGGCGUUGGAGCGACUGUCAGGUCGCGGCAAUGCUCGCAUCGCAGACGCUCUGCUGCAGCUCACCUGUGUCUCCUGCAUCCGAGCAGUCAUGAACUCAUCCACAGGACUGGACUUUAUCCUGCACCACUCCGGUUACAUCAGGACCCUGACCCAGGCUCUGGAUACAUCCAACGUCAUGGUGAAGAUGCAGGUGUUUGAGCUGCUGGCUGCUCUCACCCUGUUUGAACCUCAGGGGCACCACCUGGUCCUGGACGCUCUGGACCACUACAGGUCUCUGAAGAAGCAGCAGUAUCGCUUCAGUGUGAUCAUGAACGAGCUUCAUGGCACCAAUAACACCCCGUACACGGUGACACUGAUGAGCGUCGUUAACGUGCUCGUGUUGGGUCAAGACGACCUCAGGAGGCGGGACCAAGUGUGACGGGAGUUUAUAGGACUGCAGCUGCUGGAUCAACUUCCCAGACUGAGGGAGAUAGAGGACCAGGACCUGAACGUCCAGUGUGAUGCAUUUGAGGACUCUCUGACGCAGGACGAGGACGAGAUGGAGCGACUGUACGGAGGCAUUGAUGUGAGCAGCCACCAGCAGGUCUUCAGCUCGCUCUUCACCAAGGUGUCCAGCAGACCGUCCUCGGUACAGCUGCUGUCCAUCCUUCAGGCUUUGCUGUUGGUGGACCCAGAGGAAGCAGAGGUAUGGUCAGCUCUGGAGCGGCUGGCUGACCGGGCAUCCCUGCUGUCCCAGGACUCUGACUUAGAGUCUGCAGACUGUCUGCUGGAGAGGCUCCUCCCCCAAAAGUCCCUCUCAGCCAAUCGCAGGAUCCAAACAAUCGACAGGGCAAUACAGACUCGACUCCCGGGAAGUCCACUUUGCCAAUCUGAGCAACUUGUUGAAGAAGCCUCCUCAUGCCGAUCUGCCUCACCCACCCCUCCUCUCCAUCCUCGCCGAUUAUACUUACCUGGUACAAGAGCUCCUCCCACUCAUCCUACCUUAACUAGAGGGCCAUCUCCACCCCUCUUAUCUGGUAUGGUACCUCAACUCCAUCCACCUCCUCCACCCUUACCUGGAUUAGCAGGUCCUCCCCCUCCUCCACCCUUACCUGGAUUACCAGGUCCUCCUCCUCAUCCCUCUUUACCUGGAUUACCAGGUCCUCCCCCUCCUCCACCAUUACCUGGAUUAGCAGGUCCUCCCCCUCAUCCCCCUUUACCUGGAUUACCAGGUCCUCCCCCUCAUCCCCCCUUACCUGGAUUACCAGGUCCUCCCCCUCCUCCACCCUUACCUGGAUUAGCAGGUCCUCCUCCACCUCCACCCUUACCUGGAUUACCAGGUCCUCCACCCUUACCUGGAUUAGCAGGUCCUCCCCCUAUUCCACCCUUACCUGGAUUAGCAGGUCCUCCUCCACCUCCACCCUUACCUGGAUUACCGGGUCCUCCACCCUUACCUGGAUUACCAGGUCCUCCACCCUUACCACCUCCGGUUGGAGCUCAGGGUUUUGGCAGUAUGCAUUACAGACCCGCCCCCAGCCCGACCCUCCGUAUGAAGAAGCUGAACUGGCAGAAGCUCCCGUCCAGAGCGAUGACGGCUCAGCAGUCCAUGUGGACAUCUACAUCCUCAGAUUUGGUGGAACCUGAUUACUACAGCAUCGAACAGCUCUUCAGUCUUCCUGCAACUGAGACUAAGACCAGAAUCAAAGCCAAGACCGAGACCAAAGAGAUUUCGUUCAUCGACGGCAAGAAGAGCCUCAACCUGAACAUCUUCCUGAAGCAGUUCAGAUGUUCCCAUGAUGACAUUGUGUCUCUGAUCCGGAGAGGAGACAGAUCCAGGUUUGAUGUGGAGUCCCUGAAACAGCUGAUCAAACUGCUGCCCGAAAAACACGAGGUAGAGAACCUGAAGUGUCACCUGGUGGACAGGGACAGGUUGUCCUCAGUGGAUCAGUUUUACCUGCACCUUCUGGAAGUCCCCAGUUAUUCUCUGAGGAUAGAGUGCAUGUUGCUGUGUGAGGAGAGCAGCUGUUUGUUGGAGACUAUGAAGCCCAAAGCUGAGCUACUGGACCGAGCCUGCCAGAGUGUGAGGGAGAGCGCUCGCCUGCCCAGCUUCUGUAAACUCAUCCUUAGUGUGGGAAACUUUCUCAACUAUGGGACCCACACGGGGAACGCCGAGGGCUUCAAGAUCAGCACGCUGCUCAAACUGACCGAACCCAAAGCCAACAAGUCCAGAAUCACUCUGCUGCACCACAUCCUGCAGGAGGCGGAGCAGAGCUAUCCCGACCUGUUGAACCUACCUGAUGACCUGGAGAUGGGUGCAAAGGCUGCUGGGUUGAAUCUGGAGUCACUUCAAUGUGAAAGCAGCGCUCUGAUCAAGCAGCUGAAAAACUCUGAGCAGAGACUCUCUUGUUCCUCUGAAGACCUGAAGGAGCAGUACCUGACCCCCAUACAGGAGAGCCUGCAGGCGUUGGAGACGCUGCAUCAGCUGUUGUCCUCGUUGGAGGACAAGAAGACACACCUGUCGGUUUACCUGUGUGAGGACAGCAGCAGCUUCUCCAUCGAAGAACUCUUCAACACCAUCAGAACCUUCAGAGGACUGUUCCUCAGGGCCAUCCAGGAGAACGAGAGCCGCAGGCUGCAGGAGAAGAGAAGGACGCAGCAGGAGGAGGAGAGGAAACGCCAAGGAGACACCUACAAGUUCAACAGGAAGGAGCCGGCCAAUCAGGAGCAAGGCUGCAUCAUCGACAACCUGCUGGCCGAGAUCAAGAAGGGCUACAAUCUGAACCAGACCAGACCACCAACUGACAGACCCAGCAGAGUCCACGAUCAUCCUGAGGUCAUACAGGGGUCCUUGGCUGUGGACAAGCCGGACUCGUUCUCCCUCAGCCAAUCAGAGAAGUCUGCAGAACCACCAGUCCGGACUCAUUCAGGUUCACCAGCUAAGACUAAUAAAAGCCCCCCUGACUCUAUCAGACCUUCUGGACCUUCAGCCGCCCCUGCUGCUGCUGACACUGAAGGAGACCAGAACCCAACCAGAGUCCAGGAUUCUAAGUUGGACUCUGGACCUGACCUUGACACUACAGAUGGAAGUCCUUUAGGGGGCGAGGGAGUCCAGGCCGGACCAGACGAGUCCAGAGAGAACGUCGAUGUAAACACAGAGGAGGACUCUGCGUUUGAGGAGAUCACAUCGUUUGAAGUGAGGAUGACGAUGUCCAAAGAUGAUCCAGCUCCUCAUCCAGCAAAGAGGUCCAUGACCAGUCACCAAGGGGGAGCCAAACACAAAACCUGGACAGGAUGUGUGUCACACUGAGGUGAGUCCACGCUGUCACUUAACCCUCAGUUCAGUCUGUCAGGCUGAAAUCCACCUGCCGACAUUUUCAGGGGUGAUGCAGCUAAAGGAGGAGGGGCCAGGAAACAGGAAGUGUGAGGGGCUAACAUCAUGCUAACUAACAGCAGGAUUUCCCCCUCACCCCAGGAUUCUGAUACAGAGCUGACUCCCUCGCUGUGGCCAAUCAGAAUGCUUCUCCUUCUUCUUCUUCUGUCUGCAGGAACGAUCGGGGCAGAAAGCUUCUCUGGUUGCAGGUGAUGACAGGAGGACUUGUCUCCAUGGCGACAGGACUGAAUGUGUUUCCACAGAGAGAGAAUAACCCUGAUGAGAGAGGAGGUCUGACAGCUGAUUGGUUACUGGUUUGAUUAUUGAUUGAUUCCAGAUCAGAGAAAUAAAACUGUUUAAAGAAAAAAAAAAAAGUGUCAAAGAUCAUGUAAAGAGUCCCAUCGCUAUGACAACCAGCUCGCUGUACAUUAACUGAUG